CGGCUCCAUCUUGGAACGGCAACGUUUCGCUCUGCUCUGACCGCUCUGACUGCGGUAUUGGCCAUUCCGCAUAUAUUGCUCUGAAUCGUUUCGACGAGCACGUGUUGUGUUACGGUGUGAACAUGUAGUUGUACUCUUACUUUUUGUGUAAGGAGUCGUAUUUAUAGAGUAGUGAUAAGUGCACGUAAUAGUAAAAUAAGUGGAACGUUAAGCUAUAGCGGAAGGGUAUUUGAGAAAAAACCCAUGUCAAGUAGUCUUCUAACGUGUGAAACUUGAGUUCUGCGGACCCUGAAAGUAAUGUAAAAGACGUAGCAAAGCUGCCUUUGAAAGCAACUAUUUAUAGACUACGCUUAAAUGCGAAAUCAGGUGAAAAACUGAUGACUCCGAAGGAAGUGCACCAGACAAUAAAUAAUGUGACAAUUCCACAAAAUGUGCAGUUCGUCCAACAGUCCACCGGUUAUACGUACAAAAUGAGACACCAACAUUCCACAGAAUUUUAGUCAACGUGACCAGUGAUAAAAAGUGUAAGCUUCUCUCGAAGCAUAUUAAAUCAGCUGAUGAAGGAAUUUCAAUCUAAUGAGGAACUGCGUCCAUCAAGUAUGGCGUGUAAACGGGCUAAAGAAUAAAUUCGUGGAAUCUGUGAUCUUCGAUGUUGGAGAGGACAGAGACACCAACAGUGUGGUGAACAUGGAAGGCAUUGAACUUGGUGAAUCGAAGGCAUCGAAGCAAUCCAGCCCACAGCAUUGGCGCAUCGGCAGCGCUACCAAUAUUGCUCUUACGGGUCACCUGAAGCUGUCGAUCUGAAGAACUGCGAUAGAUUUAUGCCAGCUAGUAGUGUAACUAAGUGUUGAUAUGUUUUUAAGGUGGUGAAGAUGUACUCUAAAGAAAAGAGUUUCUUAAAUAAUUCAAUAAGACAAUGGCUAACAUGAAACAGAACCUUACAUGCAGCCGUAGUAAGCCCCCUCCUGCACGUAGUUCUAGUUACAGCCUUGGUAGAGUUCGAGGCCAGAUGAAUGUUGAUCAUCCAUCAUCAGCUAUACUGCAUACAAUGCAAGCACCAGAAAGUCAUGUGGUUACAGGUGAUAAAACUGGGAGUGCAGCCUCAGGAUUUGGAGACAAGGCUUCUGGUAUUACUUCAGUAAUAGCAUCACCCAAGGAGAUUUCAGAAUGCCUCAGUGGUUGGGUAACUUACCUACAGAUGUUGACAGGUCUGUGUGGUGCUGGCUCACGACUGUCACACUGCCUGGGGACGCUGGUGCAGGACACCUCCUCCCCAUGCCAUGCUGUGGCUACACAGUGUCAGGCAACCUGGGAAGAGCUUGUCAAGGCUACCACAAAUGCUAGCACAAUAGUCAAGGCACAGGUGAUACCCAGUCUUCAAGAAGUGAACGCUGCAUGUGAUAUCGACGCAGACUCUCAGAAGAUGCAUGAACAUAAUCAGGAAGUGAUCUGUGGAAGCCUUAUGACCUUCAUUAAUCUCCAUUAUCAGUUCUGUAUUGCAUGCUGUGACUUCCUGGGAGCCAUGGCCAAUUGCAAUUGCUGUCAGUUGAAUGAAGCAGCAUCAACACGUCACAAUUCAGAAUGCAUUGUUGGCAUUAUUCAACAGUGUUUUGCCCAGCUGUACACUCCCACUCCCCCUCCUCCUCUACCAGGUACUCACCGCUCAGUUCGUAGCCCCCUUCACUUCCCUUUUUGGUCCUUGCAAGGCCCGCAGCGCCGCUGGUCGGAAGCUGCAGCUGGGGAUGUGACGGGUGAGACAAACAAUGGCACAAUGCGUCGCUGGUCCAUGCCAUGGGAAAGUUCCAGACUGGCAGAGCAUCAUAAUGCUUGGCAUGGACGGCUUAACCCUCCUUCAAAGCUAGCUGUACCAUCAGCAGGCUCACAAGAUAGAAGUCGGUCUACAACCCCUGAUUCAGUGUGGCAUUCAUCCCUUGCAAGUCAGGAAGAGCUUCAGGAAGUCAUUCAGCUGUUGUCUUGUCGACCUGGAGUCGGUCAUUCUACACAGCUAUAUCAUCCCAGCCAACAUCUUCCUGGAGUGACAUUAACUAGUUGUCCAUAUGAUGGCCCAUCUCCAGACUGUGGGGGUUGGAGUGAGAAUGUUCAGUCAGAUGAAAGAGGGGGCAGUUAUGGGCCUUCCUGGCGUGGCAGCAGCUCACCUCAGCCACUGACAGCACAGCAGCACUUUCAUCGUGCCAGCUGGCAUGCUCCUGACACACACACUCACAUGUGGGGUGAGCAUGAAGGCCAUGCUACUGGUGGUGAAAGGAGUUUUGACCUGUAUCCUCCAGCUCUUGAUACUGGAACCUUGGCUUCAAGGAAGAGCAGUUCAUCCACUGAUUCUUCGUCAAGCCAUUCAUUACACAGUCGAUCCACUACUGGUUCUGAGGGAGGCGCUGAGGUUCGAGCACAUUUGUACUCUAUGUGGAGUGGCAGUGACCUGUCAUUCAUGAAACUUCCAGAAUCUAGUGAGCCAAAUGAUACCAUCCAGGUAACAGAUAUCACAACUACAUCCAGUUCUACCAGCAGCGGAGAUGUCCCACAGAAACUGUCGCAAUCGGAUGCAGCUCACACUUACUACAGUAGCUCGAAAUGAAUUACAAAUUGCAUCAUAUCAGUAAUAUUGAAACUGUAUAUUGUACAGGUAUAUGCUGUUGUAAAGGUUUGCAAGAAUGGUCUGGUAUUAUUAUGGGAGAAUAUUCAUAGACCAUUGUCCCUUGUCUGAAUUAUACACACACACACGUUUUUGGGGCUAUAAUCUUCAUAUAGAUGGAUUUAUUGAUUGGUUCAUGCGUAAUGUAACAACCCUUUAUCAGUUAUGUAGAUUGCAUAGUGUUAAAUAGUAGAGUGAUUGAAAAUGAUGAAUUUGAAAUGAUUUAGAAGGAAGCAUUCAUUAUGUAUUUUCCUGUCGGCACCAUAAGAUUUAAAUCAGUUGAAAUAACCUAAGGAUAGAGGAGGUUGGGCUUUGAAUAAAAAAAUAAUCAUGAUUGGAACAAAUUGACGGUAACUUUUAUAAAUUUAAGAGUUUAAUUUAAUUUCAGUUGGAUUUUGUAGUCAAGGCCUCUGAUAUUUUUAGAAUGUGGGGUUGUGAUUUACAUUACCUUAGUAAUUCUGAUUCACAUGGUAAUCAUUGAAGUACUGAAGAAUAGAAACCAGUGUCCAUAUCAACACACAAACACCCCAAGCACAACAUAAAUUCCAUCUGCUGUGACAAAUUUGCAGUGGUGCUGUUAUAAGAUCCGCCAUUUUGUGAGUUCUGCAGAAUGGUUCAUCAUGGUUAUUCUGACUUUGAUAGUUCAUUAACUAAUUCCACGAAGCACAGUGCUUGAGAAA
Messenger RNA from Cryptotermes secundus, 3330 nucleotides. RefSeq lists its product as uncharacterized. The transcript has 10 exons. The record is from RefSeq and is a predicted model, not a curated record. Lineage: Eukaryota; Metazoa; Arthropoda; Insecta; Blattodea; Kalotermitidae. The coding region runs from base 917 to 2593 and encodes 558 amino acids.